UUGCGUGCCACUACAGAACUUGACCAAGACAUUCUCAAUGACUGCCUGACUAUCCAGCCUAUUCAGGUCCCUUCAUCUCCCCAUGAUGUUUCAGCCAGCACUGUCCGACAAUCACCAGGACAUGUCCAUGACAUUUACUCAGCUACCAUAUUCUCCAGUGUUCAUUCAAAUCAAAGUGGAACUGCUGUGGGCAAUGAACCCUCCUCGCAUGCUGUGAGCCACACUUCACCGAGGCCCAAUGUUCACGACAGCCCUCACAACCCAUCAACAGGGGAUCCAGGAACAGAGAGCCCUGGAAGAAUUCUUCCUCCUCCUCCUUUAAUGCAGAAGAGAACAUCACAGCCUUCAACAGCCCAGCAACUUGGAGAAGUGCAUUUGAAGAUGAAUGAUUCAUUAAGCAAUCCUUCUUUCCAGCCAAACAGCAUUCAAAUCCAAGGUGUUUAUGGACAACUACAAACUUUCUGUUCCCCUCAUUAUACUGACAAUCAGAGAAAUAUACAGCACAUUGGAACUUGUAAUAUGGUCCCUCCUUUUGAAGACUGUCUUGUACCCACAUCUAUGGGUCAGGCAGGUUUUGAUGUUUUCCAUAAAACAUUUUCAGCACAUUCUGGUAUUACAGUUUAUGAUUUUCCAUCAGCCUUUGGUGAUUCAUUGUGCAAUGGGAUUGAGGACCCAAGUUUCCUCCAUAUAAAUGCUGUCGAUCGGUGCCCUAGUCAACUUUCUUCAGUUUAUACAGAAGGCUGAGGAAGGGCAGACCACAACCUUGUGUAUCAUUCCAACCAUUCAGUCUACUAUAGAUCAUCUUCUGUUGGUCAGCACAGCUCUGAAACUACUUGCUGAAGAAAUAAAACAUUACCAGAAAGAACCCAACUUCACAGCUGCAGCUAAUAUAAGGUGUUGCAAGAUGUUAGUUAAAAUGAGAGCAAUUGCUCUUUAAUUUGACCUUUUCUAUUGCAAAACAACUUCUAAAAGAGAAUGAAUUACUCUACUGCUUGGUAUAUUUUUUAAUGAAUUGUUGGAAUUUUAAGUUUUUAAAACUCUCUUGUAGGAAUUCUAAAAAUUGUCAACAACAAUAAAUCUCUCACAAAAGCAGAUUUCUAGAAUAAAAAGCUUGUCUUGCAGUGCUUUGAAAUCUAAGCACAGAAUGUCACAGGAUGGAGGGUGAAAAGGGAUUUUUUCUUUUUUUUUGGUGAUAUGCUGUGAUAUCAGCUGCUGGUGAUAAUAGUACAAUUUGAGUUUCUUUUCAGCAUCCAGUAUUAACUGUUAGCUUAAAGAGAUGUGUUGGUGAUUUCUUAGCAGUGCUCACUUGAAGAGAA
Python bivittatus (Burmese python) is the source of this 1316-nucleotide messenger RNA. Lineage: Eukaryota; Metazoa; Chordata; Lepidosauria; Squamata; Pythonidae. The record is from RefSeq and is a predicted model, not a curated record.